UUGCUUCUCCUUUCAACAUGAGCUGUGAUUCUUUCUUCUGAAAUUAGGGUUUCUUCAAAAUCAUAUUCCCCUCUUUGAUCUUACUUUUGUUUGUCACCAUGUUCAAGAAUCAAGAAAUGAUGUACAAAAACAAUGCAAAACCCGCCGGAAUCAAAUCUCCGGCGAAGCAAAGCCGUGUCGGAGAUAGGGAAGUCCGGCCCGGAGGAAUGCUUGUCCAGAAAAGAACAUCCGACCAGAACUCUACCCCCAUAAUUCCGACCAUAAAAGUCACUGUGAAAUAUGGGCAGUCUUGUUUUGACAUGUUUAUUAACCCUCAUGCAAGCUUUGGGGAUUUGAAGAAAAUGGUGGCAGGACAAGUUGGGUUAAUGCCUCAAGAUCAGAAGAUGUUUUUCAUGAAGAAGGAAAGAGAUUCAAGAUCAUUUCUUGACAUAAUUGGUGUAAAAGAUGGAUCACAGAUUUUAUUGGUUGAAGACGAGGAUAAAAAACCCGACAAUUUGGACAAGGCGUCGCAAACCAUAGCCCAAAUCGGUUAUGAGAUUGACAAACUCGUGAAAGAGGUGACAGUUUUAGAGGAUGAGAUUGAAAGUGGAAAAAGAGUGGUGGAGAAAAACUUGUUGAAUUUGAUAGAGCAAUUAAUGACACAAUUAAUCAAACUAGAUGGAAUUUCAGCUGAUGGGGAUGUCAAGCAAAAUAGAAGAAUGCAGGUAAAAAGGGUGCAAAAGUAUAUAGAAAUUCUCGAUGAGUUGAAGAUUAAGAAUGCGAGCAACCAGAAUCAACACUCGACUAUGUAUUAUCAUAAGCAGAUGAUUACGAAGAUGAUUAUCGAGAAACAACUAGAAAAUAAUCGUUUUAAUGAUAAUAAUAAUAAUAGUUAUUAUUGUGGAAUGAAAGAAAAGGCAGGGGCAGGGGCAGGUAUUGUGACAACAAAAUGGGGAACAUUUGAUAAAACCAUUAUUAACUCUGGCCCUAUUCAUGCUCUUGGAAGGUUUUAAAUAAUUAUAUAUAUAUAUAUAUUAAUCUCUUUUUUUAAACAUGUAUAUAAUAUUAUAGCCAUGUGAGUAUUCAUUUUGCCCUUGUAUUUUUGUUAAGUUUAAUGUCUUUAUUACUUUAAAGUGGAGUAAUAAGUAAUUGCAUAUAUUCCAUUUGAUUCAAUUCAAAAUUGUUAUUCUUAUAUU
Molecule: messenger RNA, 1175 nt
Organism: Impatiens glandulifera
Lineage: Eukaryota; Viridiplantae; Streptophyta; Magnoliopsida; Ericales; Balsaminaceae
Product: BAG family molecular chaperone regulator 2-like
Exons: 4
Coding region: 99-992 (297 amino acids)
Biological process (GO): protein stabilization
Cellular component (GO): cytoplasm
Molecular function (GO): protein-folding chaperone binding; adenyl-nucleotide exchange factor activity
Source: RefSeq, a predicted model, not a curated record